Molecule: messenger RNA, 1622 nt
Organism: Polistes dominula (European paper wasp)
Lineage: Eukaryota; Metazoa; Arthropoda; Insecta; Hymenoptera; Vespidae
Cellular component (GO): extracellular region
Molecular function (GO): chitin binding
Source: RefSeq, a predicted model, not a curated record
CGCAAAACGCUCGUGUUCCAGUCUUGUCUCUUCCUUCGAAGACGGAUCAGGAUCUUCCUGGUUUAAUGAGAACAAUGGAAAACAACCUUAUAUGUUAUACGUGAACUCGUAAACGAAAUAAAGAAAGAUAGAAUAACAUAGUAGGUGUAAACGACAGAAAUUUGAGUGAACAUUCUAAGUUCAUCCUCGUCACUUUCACUUGAACUCGUUGUAUUGUCGUAUAGUAGAUAGUCUAUACGUUUAACCGGCAAUUUUAUUCAUAUUAUUAAAUAACACUUGACAAAAAUCUUGUCACAAUUGUGUUUUUCGGAAUGGAACGUCGGAUAGAAUCGUGGAUUCUCGGAAUUGUUUUAUACAGUACCAUAUUCAUCGUCAUUGUACGUCCUGAAGAAGUGUUUAAUACAACACCCCCACCAUUGAGAACAAAUUUUUCCUGUUUCGGUAGAGUCAUGGGAUUCUACGCAGACAUUGAAGCCGAUUGUAAGGUUUAUCAUACGUGUGACGAUCAUGGUAACAAGUUCAGCUAUCGUUGCCCGGAAGAAACAGCCUUCCGACAAGAUGCCUUAAUUUGUGAUCACGCGAGACUCGUCGAUUGUUGUGCUACUUCCUAUGACGGUAAAAAGUCACCUCGUGGGAGUAGAAGUGAAAAAGAGAACUUAGGCUUAAACGUACCUUCACGUUUCAAUGUUCCACCAUCGUCAUUGGAUAAUUCCAACGAUCAUCGUUCCUUUUCUAGAUCCUUCCAGGUGAUUCAACCUCCUGACCAAUCGUUGACCGAUAAGACACAACCUGGAUUUGUUUUCAGUGCCAGGGUUUUCUUGAGAAAUCGGCAAGAUCACGAUCUUCAUAGGAAAUCAAUGGAUUCUCAAGAAACUGGAUCUAUUUUAGACAAAUCUCGGUGUAAUCGAAAUGAAGAACACAAAACGACAGAUUCACCUUCGAAAAACCAUGUCUUCCAAUUUUCCUCGACUCCUCGUUCAUUCUCACGUGAUUCUAAAGAAGACUCUUCUUUCUCUAAUCGAUUCUCGAGUUUCACGAGGUCAGAUUUAGAAACGAAGGGUUUACUUGGUCGAACAUUCGUCAAUGUGCCAAUGAUUUCAACGAAAACUCAACCACCUAGAAAGAAUUCUUUUCAAACUACUACUGUCUAUACUUCGAGUACGAAACUUCCAACAAAUGAUAAUCCUAGACCUAACUCAAACACUUACAAUAAUAGGGAUUACCCUUAUUUUGAGACUCUUAGAUCGAUCCAGGCUAAUGCUAAGUCAACUACCACGACUACAUUGAGAACGACGAUAACCACCACAGAAAUUCCAGUUCAUGCUCUUACUAUGUCUUUGAAACCUUUAGUACCCAGUGAAUUAGAAUACGAUCCCUAUUAUCCAAAGACUCCUACGUCUACAGAAGCUUAUUACACGGAUGACCACCUAAACAAGGGUUCCGAAUCUUUUCGGUAUACGACGCAACCAUCUUGGUCGGAUAUCCACUUUGAAAUACCAGCUGUUUUACCUGAUCUUAACACCUUGGAGGAUCUCGUAGAUCGUCGAAAAUUAUUUUAUAUUCCUCGUCUUACCAGAAAUUAACACACUAUCGGCGGGUCGGGUAUUAACAGGUUGAAUGCC